CUGUUAAUCCUUCAGCAGCGGCGCACAGUAAAGAAGCAGCGGCGGAAGCUAACAAAGCACUACUUGGGCUUCAUUUGAGUAGAUUUUUAACUAAUAACUUGCUAUGGCAGCAAUCAGGAAAAAGCUGGUCAUAGUGGGAGAUGGAGCCUGUGGGAAGACCUGUUUGCUCAUCGUGUUCAGUAAGGACCAGUUUCCAGAAGUCUACGUGCCCACAGUGUUUGAGAACUACGUUGCUGACAUUGAAGUCGACAGCAAACAGGUCGAGUUAGCACUCUGGGAUACAGCAGGUCAAGAGGACUAUGACAGACUGCGCCCGCUCUCCUAUCCAGACACUGAUGUCAUUCUCAUGUGUUUCUCCAUUGACAGCCCUGACAGUCUUGAGAACAUCCCUGAGAAGUGGACCCCUGAAGUGAAACACUUCUGCCCUAAUGUUCCGAUUAUACUGGUGGGAAACAAAAAGGAUCUGCGUAAUGAUGAGCACACUCGGAGGGAACUUGCCAAAAUGAAGCAGGAACCCGUUAAACCUGAAGAUGGGCGGGACAUGGCUAACAGGAUUGGUGCCUUUGGAUACAUGGAGUGCUCUGCAAAAACAAAGGAUGGUGUGAGGGAAGUAUUCGAGAUGGCUACCAGGGCUGCACUACAGGCCAGGCGGGGAAAGAAGAGUAAUAAAUGCGUCCUACUGUAAAAGGAGGCAUGAGGACUGCUUCCUGGAGGGGGAAAGAAGGAGAAUUAGGUCAAACCUACCCCCCAAACACACCCACCCAAAAGACUGUUCUCCCCAGUUUUUACUAAAGGUGUAAUGCUUUUAUUUUUCUUUUCUUUCUUUAUUUCUUUUUGGUCUUAAGCAAAACUAGUCAGGUUCUGUCAGUAUUCAACUUUGAAGUUAUGGAAAAUACUUUUUUUGUACUUAAACAUAAGUAAAUUUGCCAUAAUAAUCAAACCUCCUUUAUCCACACGUUCUAUGUAAUCAAAAAGGUCAGCGGGGGAACCGUGGUGUCAGCCUGCCAACUGCAGUUAAGUGCUUAAGCCCUGCGAGCUGAUCAGAGGAAUGUUUCCACAGCCAACUAGGGUUGAAGUACCUGCUCACUGUGACCCGUAGUCCUUUAAUUAUUGACAAACUCGUGCACACAAAGUCAAAAUUUGUUUGUGUGCUUCAUAAACAAAUCUGCAUUAUGAUCACAUGCACAAUGCGAGACUGGAAAAUCUUUUUGCUAAAAUGCAAAUGGAAACUUAGUGUUUUGUGUAAUAAAUUACUUUGUAAGAA
Pelmatolapia mariae (spotted tilapia) is the source of this 1264-nucleotide messenger RNA. RefSeq names its product rho-related GTP-binding protein RhoA-B. Gene Ontology annotation, biological process: small GTPase-mediated signal transduction. The transcript has 5 exons. The record is from RefSeq and is a predicted model, not a curated record. Gene Ontology annotation, cellular component: cytosol. Gene Ontology annotation, molecular function: GTPase activity; GTP binding; protein kinase binding. The coding region runs from base 104 to 685 and encodes 193 amino acids. NCBI's taxonomy places the organism in Eukaryota, Metazoa, Chordata, Actinopteri, Cichliformes, Cichlidae.